Molecule: messenger RNA, 573 nt
Organism: Vigna angularis (adzuki bean)
Lineage: Eukaryota; Viridiplantae; Streptophyta; Magnoliopsida; Fabales; Fabaceae
Product: formin-like protein 3
Exons: 1
Coding region: 1-573 (190 amino acids)
Source: RefSeq, a predicted model, not a curated record
AUGGCUCAUCUUCCUCUUCUCUUCUCCUUCUCCUCCAUUAUUUGUCUCCUAUCAUUAACUGCAUCAGCCACCACCACCACCCAAACUACCUCAACAUUGGGAAAAGACCAAGUUCCAAGCAUAAUGUGCAAUGAGUGCAAGCUUCCACCUCCACCCCCUAUCCGACCCCCAGAAAAAAAAUGUCCACCGCCACCCUCACCUCCGCCGCCACCCUCACCUCCACCGCCACCCUCACCUCCACCCCCGCUACCGCCAUCACCUCCACCACCUGUUGUUGAAUGCCCACCACCGCCAUUACCUUUACCACCGGUUGUUGAAUGCCCACCGCCGCCACCGCCAAGGCCACCGUGUGGAGACGGAGUUAUUCACUGCUUGCUACCUCCUGUACUGGGGACACCAGACGAACCGAACUACUUAUUGCCGCCGCAUAUUCCGUACCCUCCGUUAACUUCAGAUCUUGACUACAUUGUCAACGGUGCAAAGAUGAUACGUUUUUCGAACCCUAAUUAUUUCUCUUUGCAAUCCUUCAUUUUUCUCAUCCUUCUUUGCCUUCCCUAUUACUUGUUUAUCUGA